AUGGUAACACACGAGGUCAAUAAGCAAUCCUGUAGGUGUGUAUCAUCCUUGAGCUCGAACACCCUCUACCAGGUACAACAUGAAGCUAGCUGCUGGACCCUCAUAGUUACGUCUCCACCACAGCAUCCUGUUAUAAGACACAUCAAACUUGACACAUGUACUCUAAAUGGCGCCACGGACGUGACCCAGGUCGCUAUGACGUCAUCACAGAACCAUGAAACGAACUUCGCACUAUGUACUCUAAAUGGCGCCACGAACGUGACCCAGGUCGCUAUGACGUCAUCACAGAACCUGAACCCUGAAUCAAACUUUGCACUAUGUACUCUAAAUGACUCCACGGACGUGACCCAGGUCGCUAUGACGUCAUCACAGAACCAGGAACGACUCAAAACUCCCGAUAUGACGUCAUGACGUUUGACAGAUGACGUUUGACAGGUGACGUUUGACAGAUGACGUUUGACAGGUGACGGUUGACAAGAUGGCGGGAAAACAUUUCCCCCCCACCCCUUUUUCUGGUACCCAUAUUAAAAUCCGGGGGCCCCUUUUUGGGGGGCGGAGCCCUACGGGCCCCCUUUUUGGGGGGCGCAGCCCUACGGGCCCCCUUUUUGGGGGGCGCAGCCCUACGGGUCCCAACUACAGCAUCCUGUAUUACGAACUUCACACUAUGUACGCUAGAUGGCGCCAU
Molecule: messenger RNA, 685 nt
Organism: Ceutorhynchus assimilis (cabbage seed weevil)
Lineage: Eukaryota; Metazoa; Arthropoda; Insecta; Coleoptera; Curculionidae
Source: the annotation of a GenBank genome assembly